Messenger RNA from Trichoderma harzianum CBS 226.95, 833 nucleotides. RefSeq lists its product as hypothetical. Bases 86 to 664 code for a protein of 192 amino acids. The record is from RefSeq and is a predicted model, not a curated record. The transcript has 2 exons. Lineage: Eukaryota; Fungi; Ascomycota; Sordariomycetes; Hypocreales; Hypocreaceae.
UUCCCCCUUCUUUCUACGGAUACAUCUUCUUCAACCAAAAAAAUCUCACCACAAGACCUCCUUUUCAUCCAAACCCCCCUCUUCCAUGCUCUCUCAAAAGAUAUCUAAAGAAAACAGUACCCAAAAAAAUGUCGGAAAAUCUUUGCCUUCUUUGUCACUUUAUCUUGGGAAAAGGGGGAAGUGGGAAAUAGGUGUGGAGGGUUUUACAUCUCUUUUUAUUUUCUUGGUUGGAGAGAGGAAAAAUGAGAGAGUAAGAGAGAUCAAGAAGCGAGUCCUUUGCCUUGCCUUGCCUAGAUGGGAAGUCCUUUUUUUUUUUUUACUAAUUUUAUUCGCCUUCUUUUCUUGUUUUUACUUGUUUCUGAAAUGUUCACGUUCCGAAAGGGGGGAGAAGAAGUUGGAAGAGGGGAAACUUGGAGAAAUGAGAUGUGUGUGCUGUAUGUAUGCUUUGCGUAUGAUUUUUUGUAAUGCUGAUUUUGGGGAGAAACGCAAGUUGUACGGCGUCAAUUCCAACCUCCUUUUUCUGCCCACAUCGUAUUUCAUAUUUCAUUUUUCUUUCACGGGGGAAAAAAAACCAAUAUGUAGCAUUUUUUGUACACGAUCAGAGAGACCUUUUUUUCUUCAUUUGUUUUUGCAAUGUAGUAUUAAACCUCGUCAGCCAUCGUGAGUGAAAUACCUAGAACACUUUUGCCGCCCUUCAAAACGGCCAUACAUAACCACAAAUGACCCGUAAAGCCUCCCUCUCCCUCCUAUACGGUCAACAUUUGAAAUGAUGCCAUGCCCUGCGCCUCCGACGCUUAGUUCGCCCUAUGUAGAUGAAAAAUGAAAAAAAAGUC